UUCAGAGGAACUCGGCCCGCAGAUCUCCAGCCUGGAGACGGAGUUUGGGCUCCGGGAGUCAAGGUGGAGUCGGAGAAGCUGGAGUCCUCCUUGUCGGACGACUCCCUCAAGAGGGACGACUCCUUCAAGAGGGACGAGCCCAGCGGAGUCGCCCGCCCUCCGGGGGAGUCGUUCUUCAUGCUGCCCGACGUCGCUCCAUCUCCGCAGGCCACGCCCGCUUGAGCUGCUGUACCGCUCUUGUUUUCAGAAGCGACCUGCCCACAACAACAAUAACAACAAGCUGUCGCUGCCUCUGCAGAAGUGGUCUCAUGGAGCAAAGGCACUCGGCGCAGCUCGGUGCAAAAAGGCAUCAAUGCGACCGGUGUGCAUACAGCACGGAUCGUCCUGAACAUUUGACACGGCACCAGAGAACUCACACAGGAGAGAAACCCUUCAAGUGCAGUGUGUGUGGGAGGGCGUUUGCAAAUUCAUCUGCUCUUGUAACACACCAGAGAACACACACGGGAGAGAACCCCUUCAAGUGCAGUGUGUGUGGGAAGGCGUUUUCAGAUUCAUCUAAUCUUGUAACACACCAGAGAACACACACGGGAGAGAAACCCUUCAAGUGCAGUGUGUGUGAGAAGGCGUUUGCACAGUCAUCUGCUCUUGUAUCACACCAGAGAUCACACACGGGAGAGAAACCCUUCAAGUGCAGUGUGUGUGAGAAGGCAUUUGUACAGUCAUCUGCUCUUGUAGCACACCAGAGAACACACACGGGAGAGAAACCCUUCAAGUGCAGUGUAUGUGGGAAGGCGUUUUCAGAUUCAUCUAAUCUUGUAACACACCAGAGAACACACACGGGAGAGAAACCCUUCAAGUGCAGUGUGUGUGGGAAGACGUUUGCACUUUCAGCUCAUCUUGUAGCACACCAGAGAACACACACGGGAGAAAAACCCUUCAAGUGCGGUGUGUGUGGGAAGACGUUUGCACUUUCAGCUCAUCUUGUAGGACACCAGAGAACACACACGGGAGAAAAACCCUUCAAGUGCGGUGUGUGUGAGAAGGCGUUUACACUUUCACAAAAUCUCCAAAGACACCAGAGAACACGCAAGCAUCAGAAGAUCCACCAGGAGUGGAGUGUGAAAUCAGCUUGUGAAAGUAAAAGUGCUGCAAUGAGCCCAUCCCUCAUCAAACAAGAACCGGAAGAAAAUCCCAGCUUGGACACUUUCAAAGAAAUCAAGGUGAAAUAUGAAGAGGUGAAGGUGAAAUGUGAAGAUGUGAUGGUGAAGAGCGAAGAAGUGAAGGUAAAAUGUGAAGAUGAAGAUUCAACUCCCAAAUCGGACCUUCGCAUCGAUGGAGGCAACGUGAAGCAGGAGGAGAAUUCUGACUGCGAGGCAGAGCGAGGCAACUCCCAGCAGUUUGUGGAAGUGGAGGUGUGGGUGGACUUCCUCCGAGACAAUACAAAGUCUAAUGGAGACCCGGGAGAUGCGUAAGCCUUAGACCAGUGGUUCUUAACCUGGGUUCGAUCGAACCCCAGGGGUUCGGUGAGUCAGUCUCAGGGGUUCGGCGGAGGUUAAGACACACACCUGACUCGUAUGAUUGUGCACCAGUAAAACAUGUACCUAUGUUUUGAAUUUGAAAAAAAUUUUUUAUUUUUCCAAUUAAGAAGGGUUCGGUGAAUGCGCAUAUGAAACUGGUGGGGUUCAGUACCUCCAAAAAGGUUAAGAACCACUGCCUUAGACGAUGCCGCUCCAACAGAUGCACCUUUGUCACAGGCCUUUAAUGACAAGAAUGUGAAGUUGAACACUCAGGUGCUAGGUUCAACCUGCAGGGUAAGAGCGGCCAGUCGUUGUGGACCUGUGUGUUGGGUAGACCUCUAACCAGGAGCGAGAGCCAAUAAGCUCCCAAGCAUUCACUGUUAUCAAUUGCAUUUAUAUUGUGCUUGCUUAAUCGCCCCAGCAAUUCGUAGUUUUGUAUCGUAUCUCGUCUCAAACACUCGAAGAGCAUCCCCAAGUAGCAGCUGCCCCUGUGUGGCACAAGGUGGUGGCCCUGCACCGCACACACACCGUGUACACACACUGUGUACACACACACCAUGUGCACACACACACACCGUGUACACACACUGUGUACACACACACACACACCAUGUACAUACACACACACGGUGCACACACACACGCACUGUGUACCCUAAAAACCCUAAAAGACCCUAAAAACCCCGAAAACCCCAAAAAUCCCCUAAAAACCCAAUAACCCUAUAAAACCUUAUAAAACCCUAAAAGACCACAAAAACCCCUAAGAAAAUCCUAUAAAACCCUAAAACCCCUAAAAGACCCCAAAAAACCCUUAAAAACCCAAAAACCCUUUAAAACCCCUAAAAACCUCACAAAACCCGAAAAGACCCCGAUAAACCGUAAAAAAACCCUAAUAAACCCUAUAAACCCCUAAAAGACCCUCAAAACCCCCCAAAAAACCUAAAAAAUCCUAGAACCCCAAAAACCCUAAAAACCCCCGAAAAAUCCUAAAA
Molecule: messenger RNA, 2509 nt
Organism: Lethenteron reissneri (Far Eastern brook lamprey)
Lineage: Eukaryota; Metazoa; Chordata; Hyperoartia; Petromyzontiformes; Petromyzontidae
Product: zinc finger protein 572-like
Source: RefSeq, a predicted model, not a curated record